This is a messenger RNA of Bactrocera latifrons, 1943 nucleotides long. RefSeq lists its product as uncharacterized. The coding region runs from base 25 to 1701 and encodes 558 amino acids. Gene Ontology annotation, molecular function: RNA binding. The transcript has 3 exons. Lineage: Eukaryota; Metazoa; Arthropoda; Insecta; Diptera; Tephritidae. The record is from RefSeq and is a predicted model, not a curated record.
AGUGUAAUUAAAAUAGAGGAAAAUAUGAAGCCAAAGAGAAAAAGGUAUAAUAUGAGAAGAUCCUAUUCCUCUUUUUCUCCACCUAAUAGAUUCCAGAAUCGACAACAAAGUUGUCAAACGCAAAGCUAUCAGCAGCAAAAUCAUUUAUAUAAUUCUGGAACUCCUCAUAAUUCUGCACCUAUAGUACUGUCUUAUCCACCUCAAAUUUCUCCCAAUUUUUAUAAUAAUGGUAACAAUUGGCCGUUCCAACCGCCGCGACAUUUAUCAGCACCCUCGUUUGGACAACAAUCAUAUCAUUUUGGUCAACAAAUCAAUAGUUCGCAAAUAAAUACUGCCUCUUUACGUCAUAAUGUAGUUAGUAGUACAACUCAGUUUUCAGUUCCACCACAUCCGUAUCAAUUCGAUUGUCCGACAAAUUAUCAGCAAGUUUCUAAUGCUAGUCGCACUCAAACAAAUACAAAAGUUAAUGUUCCAAAAAGAAAGUGGAUUAGAGAGGACGCUAUACGAGCACUUGAUAUUGAAGAGGAACUAUGUAAACGAAAUACAUCUGCUCCAUAUUUAGUAAUUCGCUUUCCGGACAUACCACUGGAUUCUGAACUAGUUAAAGGUUUUUCAAGUCAAAUUGAUGCAGUUCAUUUUCAAAAAAAUUCGGCACCACGGUUUUGUUUCGUUCGAUUGAAAGAAAAUGCCGACGCAGCAAAAGUGAUUGAAGAUAUAUCAAAAAUCCCAUUUGGACAGGGUCAUUUAUCUGCAGAGUUACGUUUUGAUCCAACCAAACCUCAAACGGCUUCUAAACCAGAGCAAGUUGAUCCUUAUACAUUAUAUGUUGGGAAUUUACCUUUAUCGAUAACGGUGGAAACAAUAAAACGACAAUUUCCAGGUGCGCUAAGAUAUGAUCUUGCCUUUAAAUCAAAAACUAAACCUAUUAGGUAUGCUUUUAUUCGUUUUGAAAGUGUAAAAAAAUCAAUUGAAGCUUUUAAGCAUGGUAUGAAUUUGCAAAUCGAAGGCCGCUCUCUUGUUUUACGUUUCCGUAGAGCAAAGUUUAAUUAUUCUACUGAAAACAUGUGCUUAGAAAAAGAUCAAACAAGUAAUAAAAGUACCCCAUUGGAGGCCGAUUUAACAGAUAAAAAUGAUUGCAUAAUAACAAAUAAUCUAAAACCGGUACAAUCCAAUUUGGCAAGAGAUGGUAAAGUUUUAGUGAAAGCUGAAUAUCUGGAAGAAUGUAUAAAGGAAGAACAAUAUGAUUCUGAGUACAGUUAUGAAGACGAAUGUUCAAGUACGUUUUGUGGUAAUGGCGAUGAUUUAGAGUUUCCCGCCAUUAAAAUAGAAGUGGAUGAUUUUGAUAAAACACACAAUUUAAAUUGUACGUCAUCACUCCCAUGCGUUUCAGAUGAUGGGGUAGAGCUUGGACAAAGAAUCUCUCGUGGUCACCUAUGCGAUUCUGUUCAUCGAACAAGUGAGGUGUCUAGCACUAUGACUAUACAGAACCUUGAUGAAAACGUAGACCAUGUGAAAAUGCAGAUUAUUAAUACGAAAAUGAAUGCCGUUGAACCUGAAAGGUCUAUGCCGUCAAUUGUAUCGAUUUCAGAAAAAAAAUAUAUUGAAAAUUUGUAUGAACAAUUAAACACUUCUAAAGUAUUUAAAAAAGAAGUACGAAGUGAUUUUGAUGACCUGGAUGCAAUGCUUAAAGAAAUCGAUUAAUCGUACAAAUGAAAAUUACAUCCUUUACUAUUAUUUGUAAAAAGGGGUGUAAAUAAUUUUUUAAGGUUUAUAAAUAACAUAUUCAUAAGUAUUUCACAGUGUUCACAUGAUUUUGUCAUUGUUUGUAUUUAAGGUGUACAGACAAUAAAUCCGAACAAAGAAAUUGAAUUCGUUCUGGAGAAUUUUCUAAAACGUCGUUAUAAUAACAAUAAACGAAUAAAAAUCAUCGAUUUUUCCUGCUA